Messenger RNA from Drosophila hydei, 538 nucleotides. RefSeq names its product mitochondrial import inner membrane translocase subunit Tim9 (gene Tim9a). Lineage: Eukaryota; Metazoa; Arthropoda; Insecta; Diptera; Drosophilidae. The transcript is spliced from 3 exons. The record is from RefSeq and is a predicted model, not a curated record. Bases 103 to 390 code for a protein of 95 amino acids.
GUGACAGUGCCGCACAGCUGAGCUCUCUCACUGCUAUUAUUUAAUCGUCCAACAUUUCGUUGGUUUCUCACAAAAAACUUCAAUAAAACAAUACAGUACAAAAUGGCUAAAAGCCCUGAAACUGUGUCCUUAGAUCAGCUGGACAAGGAUCAAAUGAAAACAUUUUCAGAUUUCCUAAUGUCGUACAACAAACUAUCGGAAAUGUGCUUUACGGACUGUGUGCGUGAUUUCACGUCCCGCGAUGUCAAAGAUUCUGAGGAGAAAUGUUCACUAAAUUGUAUGGAAAAGUAUUUGAAGAUGAACCAACGUGUCUCUCAGCGCUUCCAAGAAUUCCAAAUGAUUGCCAACGAGAAUGCCUUAGCCAUGGCUCAAAAGACCAAUAAACUUUAGAGGAAGAUAAUGAAGAAGCUGCACAGUUCAAGUUACUAAGUAAUUGAGUUAACAAGAAACAAAAUCCCAGAGCUAAAAUAGCACAAAUGCAUUUCUAUUUUGCAUUUGUAUGGUCCCUAGCAACUAGCAAUUAAAUAAAUACAAAAAG